Messenger RNA from Coprinopsis cinerea okayama7#130, 510 nucleotides. RefSeq lists its product as hypothetical. The record is from RefSeq and is a predicted model, not a curated record. Bases 1 to 510 code for a protein of 169 amino acids. NCBI's taxonomy places the organism in Eukaryota, Fungi, Basidiomycota, Agaricomycetes, Agaricales, Psathyrellaceae. The transcript is spliced from 3 exons.
AUGUCAAGCGGUUUCCGUCACCACUUCUCGGAUACCUGGAUUUCGUGUUCCGGCCGUGGACAGAAAUGUUCAUAUAUAUUUCAAGCACUGUCCUUUAAAUUUACUCCAUCGGAGCGAUCGAAGCGCCAGACCACUAUUCAAACCCUUGGGUUCUCCUAUCGACCUGUCGAAUUGAAAGAGGAUAACGGUGUGAACCACCCCUCUAUCCAUAGUCUCCUGCACCCCAUGCUUCUCGGAGAAAAUGCCUCGCUUCGACGUUGCAAUAUCACCCUCUACGGCCAACAUGAUACACAGGUUGACUCGUGUGCGCUGUUUCUAAGAGCUCGAAAGCCUUUAUCUGCAUUGAAGAACGUCGAGAAGCUAUACCUCGAGUACACAACAUCACUCGUCUCUAAAACCUCCAUCGCACACACACCACCCAGACUCGACCAGAUUCCCUCAGAAAGUCAAAGUGGACGAGAGGUCGUGAUUGGGUUUAGGACUUGGUGUGGAACUUCGGGGCUUCCAUAG